Molecule: messenger RNA, 1947 nt
Organism: Lodderomyces pseudojiufengensis
Lineage: Eukaryota; Fungi; Ascomycota; Pichiomycetes; Serinales; Debaryomycetaceae
Gene: FGR43
Product: Fgr43p
Exons: 1
Coding region: 1-1947 (648 amino acids)
Molecular function (GO): protein binding
Source: RefSeq, a predicted model, not a curated record
AUGGUAAAUUGUAAUAAUGUUGGAUAUAAUUCAGAUACCGACUUGAUUUUAAAUAUAAGUAAUAAAUUUACAUUCAAUAGUGAAUCAUCCAAAAAGCCUGAUUUUGAUGAUACUAAAAAUUCAAAUCAUAAUAGUUCAAUAUAUAAAUUACCAAGUAAUAUACUAUUACAAAUUUGUUCACAUCUACAACAAAAUGAUUUAUUAAAUUUAAGUUUAUCAAGUAAAAUUUGGUCAUUCCCAGCUACAAAUUCAUUAUAUUCAAAAAUAAUAGUUCAUGAAGAUACAAGUGUUGUACAAACCAUCAAAAAGGCAAUUAAUAAAGAUCAAGACAAUUAUGGUUCAUUAAUAUCAAUAGCAGAUUUUCAAAGAUUAUUAUAUUCAAUUAAUAAUAAUCCAAGUUUAGGAAGAUUGAUCAAAAAUUUAAUAUUCAAUGUAAGUGAAGAAACAAUGAAUUUAUUAAUUUUCACAACCAAUUUAUCAGUGGGUCCAGAUCUUAUAUCAUCAAAUAACAAUAUUCCAAAAAUUGAUUCAACAGAAUCAAUGUCACCGGCAGCAACGGAAACGACUGUACCAAUUUCACCUGCCUCUCAACAUUCUUCCACAUCAUUAUCAUCAUUACUUUCGUCCCAUGGGUAUGGAAACAACGAUCAUUCAAUUAAACUUAAUAGUUUAAUUGCCCCUCAUGUUCCAAUAAGGUAUUUUUUCCAAAAUUCAAGUCAAUUUCAAAUUUCAAAUGUCACAAUGUUAAGUAUAUCAAUAAGAGAUUUAUCACUAACAGAUCCAUUACUUUUAAAUUUUCCUCAUUUACAAAAAUUAAAAAUGAAUUAUGUUGAUGAUGAACAAGAUGCAGUGAGUCUAAAUAUGUUUGGAAUGGCUUUAGACCUUAAUAAUUCAUUAUCAAAUUUAAGAGAGUUAGAAUUUGUUGAACAAACAAGUAAUGAUAGACUAUCUAUGUUGAAUGUUUUAAAUAAUUUAUCAAGUUCAAAUUGUAUAAAUUUACCAACUUGGGUAUAUUUUUUCCAAUCCUUAAGUUCAGAGAGUUCAAGUAAAUUGUUAUUAUUAGACUCAUUAGCUAUAGAAGGAUAUAUUGGUAAUAAAUCUAUAGAAUGUAUUGAACUUUUAUCAAAGGCAAUAGAUUUAUCAUAUUUAGCCAAUUUACAAUUAAAGAUAAUAGAAACAACUCAUAUAAAUUCAAUUCAUAAUGAUUUUACAAACACAUCAAAUCAAUUUUUAAAUUUAAUUACUUCAAAAACAACAUCAUUGGUAAGUUUAGCAAUAAAUCCAACUUUUGAUUGUUUAAAUUGUCAAACAAAAUCAAUUAUACAAACUAUUCAAUUGAAUUUAAAAAAUCAAUUAAAAAAUUUAUCAAUAAAAUUUGAAUCACCAACUUUAGAAAUUUCACAAAUUAUUAAUGAUACAAUUUGUAAAAAUCAACAAAAUUUAGAAAGAUUAUUAGUGAAUGAUAAAUCAACAAAUUUAUCUGAUAGAUCAUUAUUAUUUAAAUGUAUAGAUUCAAAUCAAUCAUUAUUAAAUUUAUAUGAUUAUGGGUUAAUUUAUGAAAAUUUAAUUAUAAAUACUUUAUUUGAUGAUGUUUGGUUACAAGAUUUUUUAAAAUUAGAUGAAAAUUUUAUUAUAAAUGAUCAAAUGAUAUCUUUCAUUUCAAAAUCAAAUCAAAGAGGUUUAAAUGAAUAUCUUUGGUAUUAUUUACAUUUUGCAUUUAGUCCAGUUGUUUCAAGUAAUUUUAAAUUGGCUGGAAAUCUACCAAAUUUAAAAAAUUUAAAUGUUUUAGGAUUACAUUUAAUAAUUAAUAAUUCAUCAUCAUCCACUAAUAAAAAACAAUAUAAAAAUUUAAUUUAUAAUGAUUUAAAUUAUCAAAGAGUAUUAAAAGAAAUUUUUUAUGUUACUAAUGGAAAUUAUAUUUCUUCAGGUUUGACUUUUAAAAAAUAA